UUUAAAUUUAUUUUGACAGGUGACACUAGCAUUUGAAUUCUUGUUUUUUAUUAUUGUUAUAUUUCUAAAAAUAACAACAAAAAAUAUUAUCAAGUGAAUUGUCUUGACAAAUAAAAUAAAAGUAUAAAAAUAUACAUUAAAAAAUGGAUGAUAAAAUCAACACAAUGGACACUGACAAGAAAAAUGAAGAGUUUAAAUCGAUACCAGAUACAUUGAAUGAACUCGAUAAUUACUUUCACUUCUUCAAUUGUAAACAAGACGAUUGUUCACACAAUGGAUGUAAAAAAUUAAAAAUAUGGCCACAUUGGAUCACUUGUCGUGUUCGGACAACGGGGGGUAAAUGUGAAGUCUGCUCAGAAUAUGAUCGUAUUUCUGAAGACCGCACAUCUAAUUAUGAAAAUCCACAAAAUGUCUCAUCAGGACUGGCUGAUAGAAAACUAAAACGUACGAAAGGUAACGUUUUUGAAAAGAAACUCCAUCAGUUCCCCAAUCGCCAGAAAAUUCACGUGUUACGCAGGCUGAGAGCUGCGAUUAAUAAUCCGCAGUUUGGUUGCAACCCACGCGAACGUAGAAUUUUUUUAUUCGAUAACAAAGAUAUUGUAACACGUCAAUCCAGAGCUAAUGGGGAUAAUCUAGAUCGAAUAGUGAGAGAUAAAGUCCAGCAGAAAAUGUUACUCGGAGCUAUGGCUGCAAUGAACAUUGAUGAGCCCACUUGUUCCUCCUCUGAUUUGAGUUAAAGUUCCAUCAGCUGACUUGGAUUGGAAAAUUAUCUUCGAUUCAUUUUCCUAUUUAUUUUUUCAGUUAAAAGUUCUUACGCCAAAUAAUUUAAGAUUUUUUUUUUAUAUUCAAAGCUUUAAUUACUUGAAAGUUGAUUAUCAUAUAUAUUUUUGUUAAUAGUAUUUUCAAAUUUAUUAAAUACUUACAUAAAUUUAUAAUUAAAAUAUAUGUAAAAUGGUUUGU
Messenger RNA from Microplitis mediator, 960 nucleotides. RefSeq lists its product as uncharacterized. The transcript has 2 exons. Bases 144 to 737 code for a protein of 197 amino acids. The record is from RefSeq and is a predicted model, not a curated record. Lineage: Eukaryota; Metazoa; Arthropoda; Insecta; Hymenoptera; Braconidae.